AUGCCAGCAACUCCCGAACUGUAUAACGUUGUCAAUAAUAUUAAUCAUAAUGAUAGAAAUAAUAUCAACACCCUUAAUCAAAACAGAAACAACUACAACAACAAUAACGGCGACAAUGGAUUUCAAGAUUACAUAAUCCUUCAGAGCAAAAAUAGCUCAAAUGUAACGCAACAGCAAAAUUAUCAACUGAGUCAACCAAACAAAAACAGCUUACAAUUUCAAAAAUCGCCGAACGUAUGUUUCCAACAACAUCAAGAAUUAAACGACUUUUCUAUAAACAAUUCUCAAUACUCACAAGAUGAAUUUACAAGUGAGCUUGAUCACAAACCUUACAACGUUCAUUCAGCUAUGACAUCCAUAGAAAUCAAAGAAUGGUUACUGAAAAAUCAAUUUGAAAGUUAUGCGCAAUACUUUGAAUGUUUUACAGGGGUCGGAAGUGAUUACUCAUGCAUCGUCGAACUUGCAAAAUGUCUAAAUCUUUUAAAACAAAAGUACCUGAUGUCGAAACAGUUAACAACACACAACAACAAUUUGAACACACGUCUAAUCAUCAACAACUCCAAAUCCUCUCCCAGGUACCAAGCUGCCGAGAACGCAGUCAGUGGGCUGAAGUAA
Molecule: messenger RNA, 615 nt
Organism: Helobdella robusta
Lineage: Eukaryota; Metazoa; Annelida; Clitellata; Rhynchobdellida; Glossiphoniidae
Exons: 2
Coding region: 1-615 (204 amino acids)
Source: RefSeq, a predicted model, not a curated record